AUGGGUCAGCCUGAAGAUGACGACCCUGGGAACGUCGCAAAGGUUGAAUCAGGCCAAGCAGACGUGGCAGUAAAAAAGAAAACCUCCACACAGAAAGACACUAUUUCAUUGCUACGGCAGGAGCAAAUCCAGGAAUACAAAAGAAAAGUGACCAAGGAGGAAAGGAUGAAAAGGUAUGCUCUACGACAUGGCGAUACUUCUGACCGAGACACCUGCAGCCGAAGUUCAGAUGGCAUCAGUGACGAAGGAGAGUCUCCACGGAAGAAAAAAAGGGUGAGCUUCGACUUUUCCAAGAGAGAGGUUACCCCACCGACCAGCCAAAACGACUUUCCGAGCCCGAAAAGAGUAGCCAAUAGUUCAAGGGAAGAGAAGAAAAAGGAGCAAUAA
Molecule: messenger RNA, 387 nt
Organism: Candidozyma duobushaemuli
Lineage: Eukaryota; Fungi; Ascomycota; Pichiomycetes; Serinales; Metschnikowiaceae
Exons: 1
Coding region: 1-387 (128 amino acids)
Source: RefSeq, a predicted model, not a curated record